Messenger RNA from Cyprinus carpio (common carp), 3101 nucleotides. Its product is annotated as probable polypeptide N-acetylgalactosaminyltransferase 8. The record is from RefSeq and is a predicted model, not a curated record. Gene Ontology annotation, cellular component: Golgi apparatus. Lineage: Eukaryota; Metazoa; Chordata; Actinopteri; Cypriniformes; Cyprinidae. The transcript is spliced from 11 exons. The coding region runs from base 749 to 2530 and encodes 593 amino acids.
CAGUGGAGGAGAGGAGAACAAGAGAAACUUUUCCUCGCCACAGUUAUAAGGGGUGGACCUUUAUUUUGUAGAGCUCCUUUUGAACAAUAUGUAUUGUGAAAGCAAUAUGCAAAUAAAACUGAAAACCAGUUCUGCAACUGCAACCAAAAAAUCUUACAGUUUGUUAAAUAGCCUCUGUAACUCGUAGGUCUUGUUUGCAGAAACAGAGUGUUCCUUCAUAAAUUAACUUGAUAUGUAAUACUGUGUGCCAACUCUGUUUAAUGAAGGUUUUCAGUGCCGCAUGUUUUUGUAAAAUACUCAAAACUACAAAACAUUUUGCGAACAGUCUCACUGAUAACAACAGUGUGCGUUGAAAUUUUUUAAAGGUUUUUGCACUGUAAAGUAUAUUUGACUUUUCAUAGUUUAGUGAACUUUAUUUGGGUCGUUUUCGAUUUAAAAAAAAUAUUUUUUUAUUACAUACAUUAAUUAUUAGUAUAACAAGUGCCAUCUGUAAUCAUUAAAUUAAGACUAAAUAACAUCUCAAGUACUCAGUGUUUAACUCUCUACCAGGAUUUAAUGUCCUGGUUUUCACCCUCCCUGUUUUGUUAUGAUUAAUGUGACCAACAUUUGUGUCAAACACUCAGCAAACAUUAGUAUCACAAAAGCUUAAACCGAACAAUGUAAACCAGAGCCAGUCUCACAGAGUAACUGACACCUGAAGACGGAAAACAUAAAGAAAACAACACUGAUCUUUGCUGUUCUGAUCAUCAUGAGAAUAAGUUGUGUGAAGAGUUUGUUUCCAGUCUUGUCUGUCGCUGUAGUGUUUCUCUAUAUGAGCUCUGUCAAGUGGGAAAUCCAAACUCAAGAGAAGCAGCUCCACCAAGUCCAGCAGAACUUCUCUUUACACAGCGCACUUCUGCUCAACAAGCUGGACAAACUGGAGGCUCAUUUAAUAGCCGUGGAAGAAAAAAACCUUAAAUUGAGAAAUGAGAAGAAACCAGAGAAGAAAUCACCAAAGAAGCUGUUCCCAAACUCGUACCUUUUCAAGCAAUGGACUGUUGAACUUUCUGAGGAUGACCAGAGGAAGGCUGAGGAUCUCUUUCAGAAAUACGGCUAUAAUGCCUUCCUCAGUGACCAGUUGCCUCUGGACCGGGAGCUGCCGGACACUCGGGACCACAGAUGCAUUGGUCGCGAAUACCCCCACAAUCUGCCCACCCUCAGCGUGGUGCUGAUUUAUCUGGAUGAGGCUCUGUCUGUCAUUCAAAGAGCCAUUUGCAGCAUUAUCAACAGAACUCCAGCCCACCUGCUCAAAGAGAUCAUACUGGUGGACGACCAUAGCACAAAUGAAGAUCUGAAAACACAGCUACAUGUUUAUAUGAGCUCCAUUAAUGAGAAGCACCCAGGCCUGGUAAAGAUGGUGACCCAUUCAGAGCAGAAAGGACUUUCCCAGGCCAGAAUCUCAGGGUGGAAGGCUGCCACUGGGGAUGUGCUUGCCAUUUUGGAUGCCCACAUUGAGGUCCAGGUCAAAUGGGCGGAGCCUCUGCUUGCACGUAUCCAGGCUGACCGUACGCUGGUCCUGAGCCCUGUGUUUGAUAGAAUCAAUUACUAUGACUUGCAAGUGACAAAGUAUGCAACCUCUGCUCAUGGUUUUGACUGGGCUCUCUGGUGCGCGUACGUGGGAUUCCCACAGAAGUGGUACGAUCAAAACGAUCCUUCACAGCCAGGAAAGAGUCCCUCUGUGAUGGGAAUUCUUGUGGUUGAUCGUCUGUUCUUCGGUGAGAUUGGGACUCUGGAUGGAGGGAUGGAGGUGUACGGAGGAGAGAAUGUUGAAUUAGGAAUACGGGUGUGGCUGUGUGGAGGAAGUAUAGAGAUUGUGCCCUGCUCUAAAAUUGCUCACAUCGAAAGGGCACACAAACCCUACAUAACUGAUCUUAGCAAUGUAAUGAAGAGAAAUGCCCUCAGAGUCGCAGAAGUUUGGAUGGAUGAAUACAAAAUAAAUGUGAACAUCGCCUGGGGUCUUCCCAUAAAGAACCAUGGGAUAGACAUUGGCGAUGUAUCGGAGAGAAAGAAACUGAGAGAGAAGCUAAACUGCAAACCAUUUAAAUGGUAUCUGGAAAAUGUCUAUCCUCAGUUAAAUCCCAUUAAUUUAUUAGGUUACGGAGUGCUGAUUAAUGAUCUGCAAACAAGUUUAUGUUUGGAUAAGGGGCCACUUGAGGAGAACACUCCCAUUUUAUAUCCAUGUCAUUUCAUGGGAUCACAGAUGUUUUAUUAUAAAGCAAGUGGUGAGAUAUUUGCGCAUCCCCUUCAGUCUUUUAAACACAAAAGGAACCGCUGUCUAAUUGAUCCCGGCUCAGGCAGGUUUCCAGAGCUGUCCUGGUGUUCAGACACUGAAAAACAAAAGCACAUGUACUGGGACUUCAAACAGGGACAGGCCAUACAGAACAGAGAAACCAAACGCUGUCUGGAGAUCAGCGCUGAUCAGACAGGAAAGUAUAAAAGAAACGUUUUUCUUCAGGACUGCAGAAACCACACUGGAAGAUACAGAAUGUAAUUCAGGACUUUUGAAAUACAAGAUAUAAUCAGUUUAUAUAAACACAGCUGAGAUUCUGGAGUGUUAGUGGUAAAAAUGUGAAUGCAACUAUUAACAGAAAAAGACUGUGUGAAAAAUUGUUUUGUGUUUCAAUUUAAUCUACCCUUUUCCUAAUAGCCAGCUAAAGGCCAUGUUGUCACAGAAUGCCAGUGUUUAUUAAAAGAAUAAUUCAUCCAAUAAUUACAAUUCUCUCAUCAUUUACUAAGCAGAAUGUCCAGACUGUUGUGUUCCAUACAGCAAAAUUAAAUUCGGUGAAAAUCUUGACUUCCAUCAUAUAGCACUCCUGGAGCAUUUCAAAUCUGUCUGAAGUUUUUUAAUGUAAAUAUAGAUUCACAUCUAGGCUUUAUCCUUUUUGUGAAAUGUAUGUUAAAUUUAAUGAAGAAUGCGAAUCAACAUUGAGGCAUCACUGUCACAGUGACUAAGCAUCAGUGAUGCUACACCAUUACAAAAUCAAGUAUGACAAGACCAAUGACAGAAUAACAGAAAACAGAGGAAGGAAAACUCAUUUACAGGUGCUUCUCAAAAAAUUAGA